Molecule: messenger RNA, 1844 nt
Organism: Symsagittifera roscoffensis
Lineage: Eukaryota; Metazoa; Xenacoelomorpha; Acoela; Convolutidae
Exons: 8
Coding region: 848-1801 (317 amino acids)
Molecular function (GO): protein binding
Source: RefSeq, a predicted model, not a curated record
AGGAUGUUAGCUGAUUCUUUUAAUUCCUUUAACUACUGACUCAGUCCUUCAUAAGGGAAAAACACUUUACAAAGUACUUUAGAGCGUCCCGAGUUUUAAGUUGUUUUACGGCUUUUUUGAACUCCGUGGUUGUAUAUUUCGCAUGCUUGUGUAAAAAAAAUAACUUUAGUUCUCAUCAGUUCUCAUAAAGAUAGCCGGGUCAAUUUAUUGCUUUUUACGGCUGAACGGUCAAGCAAUUUGUAAUCCCCGGAAGACCUGCUCUAUUCAUCGUCAUUUUUAUGCACGAUACCAUUUCCUAAGGGUCCUUUCAAAAACACUCGUCACAGUUAACUUCCCCCAACUCAUUUACAAGCCGUGACAAUUUGUUCCAUUUUGAAAUAAAUUGGAUUUUGAAAUAACAUCCCAACUGUAUAUUAAAAAAACUAAUCUGCUUUAUCCGUCCUUGUCUGCUGGAGAACCAAAAAGUGCAGAAUUUCCACGAUAACAAUUUCAAUUCACUUCAUUUCACAUAAUUUCGCAUAUAUUUUUUGAAGUCCGAUAGUCAUGUUUUACGGACUGGAAAAUAAAGACGACAGCUUGUCGUCUAAGUUUCCUUUCGUAUUUCUUACCUAGCGCCAUAUUUAUGGUACUAAUCGGUUCUAAUGACUAGUAUUUGUUUGGCUCAGGGUAUUUUAUACCCCUUCAAAAGCCCAAAAAUCAGUAACUUCUAGCGGCGUUUAUCGCAUUAUUUUGUAGUCAUCAGACAAAAUCGAUUUCAGUUAUUUUACUUCAGCUAUUCAAACUGUAUUCAAACUUAGGUUAUAUCUAAUUAUAAUUUAGGUUAUUUUAUUAUUUUCAAUAACCAACCAUGGAAGAUCACGUGGCGUCUUCAUCGAGUCCAGCUGAUAUUCCCAGAAACAGUUCCGGUAUGCGACCAACUGCCUGCUCGAGCUAUCGUCUACAAAUGGAAGAGCUGGAGAAUAGUCUGGGACGUCACCAGGUGUCUGUGUCUCUGGACCCGGAAGAGGAGAGUCCCAUAGACCUGAUUGGAGUGUAUGAGGACAUGGGGGACAUACAUCACAAAAUGGAGGCCAUAACUGAGGAGUUCGAGAUCACAAACCCCCACUGGAUUGAUGUGGCUGCAGAGUGCAACAAGUAUCCUUUAGGCACAAGCACCCAGAUGUACCUCAAAGCGAUUGAGUUGUCGAAGCGGGCAUUUAGCCGACAGACUUGUCUUAACUGGCAGAGGAUCAAUGUUAGAGUGAACUGCAAACUGGCACGUAACUACCAACUACUCAGUUUCUACGAUCAUACUCUCGUCUAUUUAGAACAGGCCAUAUCCAUCUGUGAGAGAACGAGUCACAACUUCCUGGAGAGCAAACUGCCCUCUCUCUACUACUGCUACGCCCACGUGCACCUCCUCAACAACGACAUCGAAAACUCGUGGCUGUUUUACAAUGUGUCGCACGAGAUGGCCUCCAAAGUGGACAAGCACUUGGCCAUUCUGUCCAUGUACGAGCUGGGACGCAUACUGACCCGGGUGAGGCUGGAGUCCAGGGCCCAGAAGUACUUCGAGGAGUGUCUCAAAAUGGCACUCAACUAUCUGGGCACUGUGCACGUUCUAACUGGCAUGAUUUAUGAGGCACUUGGCAUACAGCUGAGAAAGCAGAACGACCUGACAAACACUAUGAUUCUGCUGGAAAAAGCGAGAGACAUCUUCAAAAUAGUUCUGGGACCAGAGCAUUUUUUCACCAACCGCGUCAGCAAACAAUUGAGUGAUGCUGUCAACAAGAGGAAGAAAAGCACCAUCUAUAUUGACUAAAAUUACGCAAUCUAUUUUAAAAAGGAGAAACUGCAUUGCUGCA